AUGACAGAAUUAGCACCUACAAGUACUCUAACUCCAUCAAAAAGAGGAAGAAAGAAACAUAUAAAUGAAAAAGGCUGGAAAAGAAACAUCGCUAAAAGAUUACGAAUUAGUAGAAAAGAAUACCAGACAAGCAAAAGAAGAAGAACUUCAUCGGAACGUCAUUUGAAGGAACCCUGUAAAGAUACAUGUAAGUUCAAAUUUGGAACAAAUAUAACUGAAAGUCAACAGCUGCAACUCAAUGAAGACUAUUGGACCUUGGGUAGUAUUCAAAAAACAAUGGAGUUUUAUUGCAAAUUCUGUGAAAGAUGUUACGCCAUAACAUCGUUUUAUUAG
Molecule: messenger RNA, 333 nt
Organism: Parnassius apollo (apollo)
Lineage: Eukaryota; Metazoa; Arthropoda; Insecta; Lepidoptera; Papilionidae
Source: the annotation of a GenBank genome assembly